Haliotis rufescens (red abalone) is the source of this 8970-nucleotide messenger RNA. RefSeq names its product NACHT domain- and WD repeat-containing protein 1-like. Lineage: Eukaryota; Metazoa; Mollusca; Gastropoda; Lepetellida; Haliotidae. The transcript has 27 exons. Gene Ontology annotation, molecular function: protein binding. The record is from RefSeq and is a predicted model, not a curated record. Bases 134 to 5698 code for a protein of 1854 amino acids.
GCUGUUGCUAAGGACGCUACAAUGGCGAGCACAUGUACCCGGAAGUAUAGGGAGCCCGCUCUGUGACGGACAUACCAAGGCUCGGAAUCACACACUGGACGUUACUCGGUGAAUAAGUUUAGUUCCUAAAUCCAUGGGUUGUGGCAGCAGCCAAAGUGGCCACACAGAGCCGAGCCAUGCAUCUCCACACCAACCGCAGCCAUAUUCACGCAGCGAAGAAAAUCAGCAUACACACCUGCCUACACAGAAGACAGUUCCGAUACAUGUGUCAAAUGACAAUACACCUGACGGAGCCCAAGAGGACAGAAAGGGAGAUCCGAAAGAGGAGGAGCCGAAAAGAGACAUAUCGACAGGUGAGGAUACGAAGCACCGCGAAGAAAGCCCGAAUGAAGAUGGACCGACAACCAAUACAGCACCUAAAGACGCAGAUCCAACUGAGGUUGAUGACGGUCUAGUAACUGAAUCCGAUAUGCGCGGACAGGAAGAGGAGACUCGGUCCAAUGAUCGUUGUGAGACGAAUCAAGAACCACCUGUCAUGCCUGAGCCUCUCAACGAAGAACCUGUCCAACAGGAAAAGAGUGAUGGUUCGGAAAUUCCGGAAAAUUACCCUCAGCCUGCAGCCCAGGAGCAAGGUCAAAAUGAUCAAGAGGUUCUGGAUGGUUCUGAGAAUACAGACAUAAAUCAGGCGUGUAGUGAAACCCUUAGGGAACCAGGAUCAUUAAAUGUGCAUGAUGGCUGCACCCCUGUUUCGAUAGAAACUAUAGACAACCCUAAAAACGACAACGCUGACAGGUUUGAUGAAAGAGCUACAGCGGAACUCCAGGAAAGGACUGUGUCUAUGGAGGCUGUAAAGCAGGGUCUACUCUAUGGGGAUGCAAGCGUUCAGUGCCCAAAGACAGCUAAGAUAGUUAGGAUCUUCCUCAGCAGUACAUUCACAGAUACCAUACAGGAGAGGAACCACCUACUGGAGAGGAGUUACCCCCACCUGAAGGCCGUGUGUAAGAAGAAGGGGUACGAGUUUCAGCUGGUGGACAUGAGGUGGGGGGUUGGGCAAGGAAUAGCCAAUGAUCACAUGACCAGUGACAUGUGCUUCCGGGAGAUCAAACUGUGUCAGCAGCUCUCGACAGGGCCUAACUUCGUGACACUGUUAUCUCACAAAUAUGGCUACUACGCAUAUCCACGCCAGAUCGAGGCUAAGCUCUACAGACAGCUCAUGGCGACUGUGACGUCAGCGGAGGACAAGACGCUGAUGGAGAAGUGGUUCAUUGAAGACACCAACGCCGACCCGCCGCAGUUUAUACUAUUGCCAGUUAGUACACACUACCCUCAGUUUAUGUCCCCUGACUUUGAAGUCUACAACCAGGUCCGGAAACUGUGGGGCAAUGACUGUAACGGAAUCAUUAACACUCUCAUAGCUGCUGCCAAGGAGGUGUUUGAUGAGGAAGACGCUUCACGCUUCAUACUAGGGGUUACAGAAAGAGAGAUUGAGGAGGGUAUACUGAAGAACCCUGGGAAUGAUACGUGUUUUUGGUUAAAACGGGAAAUUCGGGAUCUGGAUCUCGAGUAUAAAAGUAUAUCCAAAUAUAAAGACACUUUGGGUGAUGAUGACUGGGCUUUGCGGAACGCUCGGCUCUUCAACAACCUUGAGACGCAGCUGAAGGCUACACUCCCUGCGUCCAGUGUGGAGAAGAUUUCAGUGGACUGGUCAGAUAAUGCCAUUGACCCACAGUCCAACCCUAAGCACAGAGAGUAUAUUGAUGAACUGUGUACGGCGUUUGAAACUCGGGUGGAGGACAUCUUCACCAAAGCAGCAGGAGCCCUCACUUCCGAGGGUUUCAAUGACAGGCUGCUAGCGGAGCUGGCCCAGCACAUAGCCCUGGCGCAGGCCAAGUGUAAGGACUUUUAUGGAAGAGAAGAAUUGAUGAAGAAGAUCAAGUCGUAUCUUCUUGCUGAGAAAGGACCCACUAAGCCUUUACUUAUAUUUGGAACGUCCGGAAGUGGCAAAACAACGAUCAUUGCCAGGACGAUGAAGGAGACUUUCGAAUGGAGAGAUGGAAAUGUUGCUAUAGUUACCAGGUUCAUCGGUACGACUCGAGAGAGCUCGCGCGUGGGAACAGUGCUGGCCAGUAUGACAAGUCAGAUCCAGAAGAUAUAUGACAAGGAACAUUCUUCAGACGAGUUUCAAAGUUUCAGUGAAACAUGUGAACGGUUUACGUCCAGCUUGAACAUGGCGACCAGUGCCCGUCCCCUCGUCGUGCUGCUGGACAGCUUCGAGCAGCUGGACCCCAUGGAGGAGGCAAUGAACCUCGCCUGGAUUCCCAGACCUCUCCCACCUAACGUGAACAUCAUCAUCUCCUGUCAGGAAGAUGGGGACAUCAAAGAGAGGCUAACGGACGUUGUUAAACCAAAUGAGCACAAACUGGAAGGAUUUUCCUCUGAGGAUGCAAUGAGCACACUGAAGCAAUGGCUACAACAGGAAGGUCGUAGUUUGACGAAUACUCAGCUGGAUGAGGUUGAGUCUGCUUUUGCCAGAUGCAGCCUCCCUCUGUUUGUUCGCCUGACUCUUCAAGAGGCUCUGAGGUGGAAAUCCUUCUCGCCUCCCGCAGAGACACGGCUGAAGGACACAGUCAAGGAAGCUGUCCGUGCUUUCUUUCAACGCAUUGAGCAAAACCAUGGGCACAUCUUUACACGCCAUGCUCUGGGCUAUAUAACUCUUGCCCGUCGCGGUUUGAGUGAAAGUGAGUUGGAAGACAUCCUGUCUUGCGACGAUGAAGUGUUGAACGAGGUCUUCAGCUUCUGGGUCCCACCAAUCAGGCGAUUGCCUCCCUUGAUCCUGGUUCGACUAAAGAAUGACCUUGACCUGUACAUAGCUCAGCGGGAGAUAGACAACACCCCUGUCUUGUUGUGGAAUCACCAGCUGUUUAAAGACGUUGCACGUGACAUGUACUGUAGUGACGUCACCGUCACCACGACGUUGCAUGAGAAUUUGGCGGACUUUUUCUCAGGAAAAUGGUCAGACUGUACAAAACCCUUUAAAGACAGAAAAGGAGAGAACGGAAGUGCCGACAGGCGUGUUACCGCCCAACCAGUCAUGCAUGAAGAGGGGGCAAAUUUGAGAAAGCUGAAUAGUCUGCCAUGGCACUUAAUGCAGCUUCACGACUCCUCAAGACUGAACGAAGAAUGUUUAUUCAACAUCGAGUUCCUCACAGUGAAGAUGAAAUACACUAGUGUAAGGUAUGUCAUUGAUGACUUCACGGAUGCGAUGACGUGUGUGGAAGAAGAGAGGAAGUUGUACAGGACGAUCAGGGACGCCAUUCAGAUAUCCCAGAAGGCACUUUUCAUUGACGUCAAUGAACUUCCGACACAGCUUCUUAACAGACUCGGGAAGAAAGAUGAUAGCUAUAGACUUCUGAUGGACAACUGCCGCAAAGUGGCGUUCCCGAUCUUGAUAUGUGACCAACAACUUCUAGCGACACCUGGUGGCAAUCUACAACAUUCCUUCCCGAGUCACCAAGGAAGAGUUGUCUCCCUUGAUUUAACGCGUGAUGACAACACUGCUGUCACCUAUGGAGUGGACAGAAAGGUCAUGAUUUGGGACGUGGCAAAUGGAUGUCUUCUGCAGUCAUUUCAUACUGGGGAGGAGGAGCCAAUCAAAGCCCUUCUUGCAUACGACGACCAGAACAUCGUUGUCGUAACCAACCAGAGUCUUUCUACCUUCCACAGGAAGUCUGGGAAACGGAUAGGAAAUGUUACUUUUCAAAGUCUUCAAAUCAGUGUCCCGGCUGUCUGUGUUGCUGGUUUUACACGAGAUGCCAAAACUAAGAUGCACGUGCAUAAUCCGUUCGUGUUGGCGUUGACAAACACCCAGAUAAUCAAGGCGGGCGCGAGGAAGCUUGAUGUGAGACACAUGGAGAAGCACAAGAUUGAUGAACUGGCUAGGGGGAAACUUGGACGGGAUUCAAUCUGUGUAGGCUUCAGCGGCUACAUUGCUGUCACGGAUGAAGACCGAUAUCAUCUGCAAGUCUUCUCCUUGAAGGACUUCAGGCGUCAGGCUUUAACACGGGUCUAUCUAGCAUUUGAGCCUGGGGAGAACCUAGGACUGACAAUAGACGCCAUCUGUUUCUCUAAGGGGGGUGACUAUCUGUUCGUCUCCAACUGGAGGGAUGGAGAUAUCCUGUGUCUGGACCUGAAGGACUUGAAAGGGACGAGCAGACUCUCGGGGGAAGAUCGGCCAGACAACUUCCGGGUGACACAGGAUGAGGGUAUUCUGUAUUUCCCGUCAGACACCAGAGUUGUACUCCGAGAUAACCGAGACCAGGGCCGUACAUGCGUAGCUGAACAUCCAUGUCGUGUUCUGUUCUGCGCAACAAAUGCUUUCGACCCACUCGUGACAGUCGGAGAGGACAGCGUCAUUAGACUGUGGCGGUAUAACGCUUCCUCCAAACUGGCGUGGCCUGAGAAAAGAAGUCAAGUAGAAGAACCCGCAAAUAUGAUACGGAGACUGUGCCUGUUCCGGAACCCCCGUUAUGCCCUGGCCCUGAAGGUGGCCACAGAUAGGUCAAGACAGGUGCUGGUGCAGGACCUGCUCGAGGGCAGACUCGUCAGAUGCGCCACGUGUAAGGGUAACUUGGAGAUGGAGAUGUACGAAGAAGAGCCUGGGAAUGUGACAGCUGUGAUACGAAGUCCGUCGGGGAAACUGUGCAUUCUUGACCUUGAACACAUGUCCCUGACCCGCCUUGACCUUUCAACCAAAGACCUUUCGCCAACAAAACGGUCAUUUCGGAUCCUCAAGAAACAUGAAGGUAUUGUGGCAGUCAGUAGUGGCGGCGACAGUAUGGAUAUCUACGAUCUCAGGAGGAACACUCAGGAGAAACUUCAUUGUGAAAAAGAAACCAUAGAAAACUUCCAGCUGAACGAGACGGAAACAGUGUUGGCCGUGGCUACAGAAGAUGGGUCGUGUAUCGUCUAUAAUCUGGAGAAAAAAGUCCUGCUUUUUUGUCUCAAACCAGAAGAUAUUUGCCCCGAAAGUCCGGACAGCUGUGACUUCCUAAAAGUGUCAGGUGUCACAAAUGACGGGAAGUUCCUGGUUCUGGAAACUGAGGAUUUGCCGAAAAUUUGGAAUAUUGAAAAAGAACAAGCCUCCAGUGACCUGGAGAUGUACUGGGAAAAUGGAGAGUACAUAGAGCUCUCACACACCGCACUACUUCCGGGAAAUCAGCUCCUUGCAGCGACAGAUACCGGAACAACCUAUGUGUUGGACAUUACGACAGGGCAUACGUUGGUUGAAAACUCCUUUCAUCGCGGUGAAGUUCGUAUAUCGUCCAGUCGCAGCGACACCUACUUGACCUACGGUGAAGACGCCCAGGAUCAGACCAUCGCUGUGUGGAGCAAAUCAAAGGUGGCUCCCAAGGCUACCUUCACUUCCGAUCAGCAGCUGGAUGAAGUGACGCUUAGUGAAGAUGGGAACUUCAUCAUCGGCUGUCUGAGAAACCCUGCGAGAAUAGUCACUUGGCACGUUCAAGACGGAACUAUAUCACGUGAAAAGUGCAUGGAUGGCAAAGCCCUUUUCAGAAAUGAAAUACUGGACAUGGAUCUCAAACUGGACGACGAGGAAACAACCGAAGACAGGUACUCGACAGAUGACAAUCUCGAGUCCGCCGACGAAGAGGGAGGAAACCUUGGCGAUAUAUUUGGAUGACGUAUCAAUUACAACACGGUACACCACAGUCGUAUGGUAGACAGUAGACAGUCUCAUUCGUCACCACUGGCCGUGACCUGCAAGAAGACUCGUCCCCCUAUCGAUGAAUGUUAUGUGCGAAAGUACGACAACCCAAUCAGAAUGCGCGUUUGAUUUCAAGUUCUUCGCCAAAGAAUCCCUCAGAAAUAAUUUUUGAUUUUACAUAUAUGUCUUGCAUCUAAAAAUAUAACCUAGAUACAGUUAAAUGUGUUCAAUCAUAGUGUAUAAUUACACAUGUCACGUUGUGCUUCAAAUUGCAUCUGAAAUAUAUGUAAUAUAUGGGGAAAUAUAUGUGAACCGUUACGCAACAAUUUGACAAUGGUUUUAGGUAUGUCCGUUUGCGCUAAGACGGAACCCGGUCGCAAAAAUGGGCAUGAGAGGGCACGAGUCGCUAUUCGGCUUGUCCCGGAAUAACACGAGUUGGUCACCAAUGCCCCUACACUGUCACCUGAAGCCUGGGUGCGACUUCAUCCACUUAAAAAGCAUUAUAUGACACAGUCUACCAAUACCAUUAAUACAGCAUUCGAGAAAGCAUUCAUAGCAUGGAAUACUUUGAUAAUCACAAUGCUGUAGAUUGUAAUCAAGUUAAAUUGCUUACCUUUGACAGUAUUUGUAACAGUGCUGUAAGUUACAUUUGGAUACUGAAACUGACUUUGGCUCAGUUUAACUCCUAUCAAUGUAUAUCAAGAUUCUGAGACUCCAAUAUAUCAUUAAGCAGCUGUUGGAGGGAAGAGACGCCGUAUGGCUGAUAUAAUACGACAUACGAAAGUACUUACGAAUUUACUUUAGAACUGAUUUUCACGUUGUGUGGGUUCAUUCGAGCAUGAACCUUCAUACUCCAAUGAACUCUAACAAAGUGAAAGUCAAUUCUUAUAAUUUAUUCAUAUCAUUAUUUUAUACCUCUAGGGUUGUAUUACACAAUUUGAUGUAGAACGUGUGACUACCUGCUGGAAUACAACAACCCACUGUGACGCGGGAAAAUAAUAGUUCACCAAAAGGAGAGGCUGUAUGUAUGCUCAAAUUGCUCUACAGAAACAUCUUUUUUAGUUUGGAUACAACAAAUAGAUUCAAAUAAUAUCAUCAUUAGAUGAUACAGGUCUCUUACGAACUACCUCAGAGAGUCGGUCACAGUGACAGCGCGUCGUAAUACAUUAACGUCAAAUACAAGACGUCAACAUGGCCGACACAAUAAACGUGAUGGGAGAGAUUUCCGACGUUGUUAAUGAACCUGUGGCGAUAACAAGUGUUCGUGAGCAUUGAUCAAUUUGCCGAUCAUUCACACUCUUAUGAACGUCAGUUUCGCGCUCAUUUGGUCUGAGACAUGCAUCAAUUCGGGCUUUCCUCCGAAAUUAAGCUGACACGCCGCUAUAUAACUGGAAUACUGUUAAAAGCGGCGUUAAACCCACCUUACUCAUUCAUUCGACCGACCCCACGUCCAAUGGAGGAGUAAAUCGUAAAUCGUGUAAACUUCACAUUAAUAUAAUAUUUUUGAUAAACAAUGUAAUCUGCCUGAUUAGACCAGGAUGUGUUCGAUAGUUAUAACUAGCAUUUGUUGAAUAAUGUGAUCAUCAUCUUAGAUCGGCGCAUCAUGCGCUUCUGUCACAGUACAUUUCUACAAUAUGAUACUUAUUGGUCGGUUUUCAUCAUACGGUCCCCUAAAUGCUCUAUUUUUCAUCAAGCUGGGAUUUUUCAAAUUUUAGUUUAAAACGACAGUAUAUUAGAAAUGAUCUCGACUACCUACACCAUAUGAAGUAUAUAAACUCAUUUGUGUUCCAUCACACAUGAACAAUGUUUUCUGCUGCUGCGUUUAAAAGCUCGGUGGGUUUGUUUUUUGCUCGGAUGCGAUUACCGUACAAAUCAUGAAAGUAGAAAAAAAAUCUCAAUUGAGAGGUUUUUGUAUUACCGCCGAGUCUGAAAACCUAAUUUAGCAAUAAAAUAUAUCACAAACUGUUCUCGUGCAUAUCAUGCAAGAUAUUAAACUCACCAACGACAGCACGUUUAAAUAAUUGUCAGGAUCUUGGCCAUUUGUUAAUACUUACCGACCAUAUGUUUACACAAUAGACAAAAUAAUAAUUUGAAAGUGUUUUUUAUACUUCAAGUUUUGAAAAGAAAUCCGUGAGCCAACUAACAAAAAACAUGCCCUACAAUGGCAAGUAAAAUUUGAUGUUUAUUGUGUGUUUUAUGUAUUUUAAUAUGGUGUUCAACAACGUCAAAUACCAUACGCAAAUACAAUGUCCUUGUAUGUAGAGAGACUGUGCCUCGUUAUCAACAGUAGUAAUUGUCGUGUCCUUUUUGUCGCAUUAUGUUUGUUUGUGAGGGUUAGAAGAAGUCAUUACUCGUCAAAGGGUCAUACUCAGUAUGAAAAAUGUAUGUACAAUUCCAUUUGUUGUCGUAAAUCUGCGGCCUACAGAGGCUAUAGUGCUUGGUGAUAACUUUGGACGAUGGGACAAUUGAAUAGGAAAUUGUCAUUUUUUCAAAGUGUGCCAUGUGGACCCAGUGGAAUCUGUUUCAUGGUCGACAAUCGAGACGUUCUCUGGCGUUGACAGUAUAUAUUUAUCGUUUGGUUUAAGGUGAAACGCCUUGAAGUCUAUUACAUGUAUUUUGGUAUAACAUCUCGCUACAAAAGAGAUAGGGAGUAUUUUGUCCCUACGUACACUUCUUGCAAGAAUUAUCCUAAAAAAACGACUUUUGAAUAAAUACUGGGUCGCGUCAACUGUUAACUUUCCAUAUGUGUCGACACCACAAUCACACAGUAUUGAUGCGGAGGAUAUAUAUUUAUGUAUGUGUGUCUCUUCUACAUCUACACCAAUGCAUGUGUGGUACAGUCAAACACUGUUGUGUCGGAAGAUGAAGGGACCUACGUAAAUACUUCGAGUUAUCCGAGAUUCGACACAUCCGAAAAUGAUGAGUAAAGAAGGAAUACGCAGGGUCCGGUCCAAGCUUUUACUUCGUGACAAGCGUAUGUUCGACACAUCAAAGUUCGACACAACGGUGUUUAGAUGUGUUAUCAUCAUCUGUGGUAUUGUUAUAUUAUUUUUUUAAUGUUGACUCUCGUUGUAUUGAAGUACUUCGCAGCCUAUAGGCUGGCCAUCAGUUUCAACCGUUUUAAUGUAUUACAAUACGAGUAGUUUGAGACGGAUGACAUCAAUGAGAUAAUCAAAAAUUCGGCAACGAGAUCCUUUGCGAGACUCUUGUGUGUACAAAGAAAUGGUUUCACACUUUGUACAAUUGUU